This is a messenger RNA of Heterobasidion irregulare TC 32-1, 3738 nucleotides long. RefSeq lists its product as uncharacterized. Gene Ontology annotation, molecular function: ATP binding; ATP hydrolysis activity; protein binding. Bases 1 to 3738 code for a protein of 1245 amino acids. Gene Ontology annotation, cellular component: chromosome; nucleus; cohesin complex. The transcript is spliced from 23 exons. NCBI's taxonomy places the organism in Eukaryota, Fungi, Basidiomycota, Agaricomycetes, Russulales, Bondarzewiaceae. Gene Ontology annotation, biological process: sister chromatid cohesion. The record is from RefSeq and is a predicted model, not a curated record.
AUGCCGCUCGUACGCAUAGAGGUGUGCGACUUCAAGUCAUACAGAGGUCACCAGACAGUUGGGCCAUUCCGUAAUUUCACGUCCGUAAUUGGGCCCAAUGGCGCGGGAAAGUCCAAUCUCAUGGAUGCCAUCUCGUUCGUUCUGGGAGUGAAGAGUGCGCAGCUCCGAAGUAGCCAGCUCAAGGAUCUCGUUUACCGCGGAAGACGCCUUGCGAGGGAGAGCGCGGAAGCGGGCUCGCAGGCGGUCGAGGAAGACGAGGAGGAGGAAGAUGAGGGUGAAGGCACCGCAAAGAAGGCAUGGGUACUCGCCGUCUAUGAGGAUGCGGAGAAGAAGGAGUGGCGGUUUCAGCGAACGAUAUCCACCACCGGCGCCUCAGAAUAUAAGCUCAACGACAGGGUCGUGACAUAUGCGACGUACAACAACGCGCUCAUCAAGCACAACAUCCUCGUCAAGGCGAAAAAUUUCCUUGUCUUCCAGGGCGACGUAGAGGCCGUCGCGUCGCAGUCACCCAAGGAGCUCACCCGCCUCAUAGAACAGAUUAGCGGGUCACUGGAACUCGCUGCAGAAUACGAGAAGGCGAAAGGGGAGCAGGAGCGCGCGACUGAGAACGCAACAUUCAACUUCACGAAGCGGCGGGGCAUCGCGGGCGAGAUCAAACAGUACAAGGAACAGAAGGGCGAGGCGGACAAGUUCGAGGCGCUUGUCCAAGAUAGGGAACUACUCAUUCUGCGGCGUAUCCUGUUCAAACUGUUCCAUAUUGAAGAGGCUCUGGAGAAAGAUGCGCACGAGGUCAGAGAACAGAGCAAGACCCUAGCAGGCUUGCGGGAAGAGCAGAAGACCCACGACGACGCGUUAAACGACGCGCGCGCCGAACAAGCCAAAGCCCGUUCAGCUCUAAUGCAAAGAGAGAAGAAGCUUAAGAAGGCAGAGAAGGCUCUGGAGGCAAAGAAACCUGAACUGAUUGCCGUAGAGGCCCAACUUGCGCAUUCGACAAAGAAGAUCAAAAAUGCUCAGAACGUUAGGGAGCAGGUGACUCAAGAUGAGACAAAACAGAAGGACAAGGUCCGAAAGCUUCAAGAGGACCUCGAAAACGUCCAGAGAGCUGCCGAUGCCGCGCAAGAGGAUCAGAGAAGACUCUCGCAGAACAACCUGUCUCUGAGUCAGGACAGCCUUGACGAGUACCGUCGAUUAAAAGCCGAAGCAAGUCUCUUAGCAGUGGAUGAACGUCAGGCCUUGGAUACGCUGAACAGGGAGGAGAAGACCGCCUCUCGAACGUUCGCGCAGCUGAAUGACAAGCAAGAAGAGUUCCAGCGCAAGAGGGAAAAGCUGAAGGAAGACAUCGAUGAUCAAGGACGAAAGAAAGAUGAACUGGAGGGGUCAGUUGCGUCGCUACAAGCGGAUCUCAACAAGACUAGACAAGAGCUCCACAACCAGGAAGCCGAACGGACACGAAUAGCAAAACUGGAGGCCGAGCUGAACGAGAAGCUCCAAGACGUCCACAACAAACUGCUUCAGGCUGGCGUGGAUCAACGCGAAUCGGAGCGCGACGCUCGGCUCAAAGAAACGUUGAGCACUCUUCAGAGAAUAUUCCCGGGUGUGCGUGGGCGUCUCAUGGACCUGUGUAAGCCUACCCAGCGGAAAUACGAGACUGCCAUCUCUGUCGUUUUUGGGAGGAAUAUCGACGCUGUAGUCGUCGACGAAGAAAAGACGGCCAUUGACUGUAUUGAGUACAUGCGCAACCAACGGGCUGGCCAGUUGACCUUCAUCCCGCUGGACACAAUACAAAUCAAGCCCAUCAACGAUAAGUUCCGUUCUUUUGCCAAAGGCGCGCGACUCGCCGUCGACGUCAUUCAAUACGAGCCUGCCGUGGAGCGGGCCAUGCAUCAUGCUUGCGGUAACGCGCUGGUCUGCGACAGCAUGGAGGUAGCAAGGUACGUGUGUUAUGAAAAGGGGCAGGAAGUCAAAGCUGUCACGUUGGAAGGGACGAUAAUCCACAAGAGCGGCCUUAUCACUGGUGGACGAAGCACGCAUGGUGGAAACAAGAAAUGGGAGGCGAAAGACAUCCAAGGGCUUCAACGCGUCCGAGACGAAUUCCUUACCCGCCUGAACGAACUCAUCCAGUCCAAGCCUCGCAACAAGGUAGACGAUAACCUCAUCUCGGAGAUCACGAGGCUAGAGUCGGCGCUAGCUGUCGCGAAGGAUGAGUUGAACGCGUGCACAUUGCGCGUCAGUGGCUUGAAAGACGAGCUGAAACAUGUUGAGAGGUCGAUAAGGCAAAAUACCCCUGAGUUGAACAAGGCUCAGAAAGCCCUCGAUACACUUCGGGAGAGAAUAGAGGGGGUAGCGGCCGUCGUCAACGCUGCAGAGGACGAGAUUUUCGCGCCCUUCUGUGAGGAGAUCGGUGUUGCCAACAUCCGGGAAUACGAAGAACGGCAACUUAAGCUUGCUCAGGAAGAGAGCGAGGCUCGACUGCGGUUUGAAACACAGAUCGCCCGACUCACGAACCAAUCUCGCUUCGAAGAGGAAUCGCUAAAUGCCAUUCAAGCGCGUCUCGCUGGUUUUGCUGACACAAUCUCUGCUGAGCAAGCUAACGUGGCAAGGUUAGAAGACACCAAGGCGCAGACACAAGAAGAGAUCGACGAAAUGGAGCAGGGACUAGAAGAGCUAAAAGAGGAUGUCAAGACAUCUAACGCUGUGCUGGAAGAGAGAAAUGAAACCCUCGACAAAGUGAAGCGUUCUACGAUGAAGGCGACGAAAGUCCUGGACCAGGCACUCAAGGAGAUCGCGACCAAGAACGACGAAAUCGAGAAACUUGGCUUGGAGCGAUCAGCUUUGUACCGCAAGUGUCGUUUGGAAGAAAUUGCCCUGCCAUUGCUACAAGGCAAUCUGAAGAAUGUGCCUAUGGAAGAGAACUUGCGGGACGAGGUUGCUAUGGAUGUUGAUGAAGACGAUAGCGGCACGCAGCGUCCAAAGUCAGUCUCGGACUACGGCAUCGAAGUCGAUUUCGAGACCCUCGACGAAGAGGAUCGCGAGGAUGAGUCGGGAGAGACACUCGCCGAGAUAGAUGCUUCGAUCACGAAACUGAACGGAGACAUUGAACGAAUGGCGCCCAACCUCAAAGCGAUUGAACGGCUUGAUGAUGUGGAAGCGAAACUCGCCGACACCGAGAAAGAAGCGGAAAAGGCUCGCAAAGAAUCCAAGAACGCCAGGGAUUUCUUUAACGACGUCAAGAAUAGACGGACAGAAAUGUUCAACAAAGCCUACAAUCACAUUUCCGAACGUAUCGAUCAAGUUUACAAGGACCUGACCAAGGGAAAGGCAGCACCUAUGGGUGGUGUGGCAUACCUCAGCUUGGAAGACAACGAGGCAAGCGGUAUUAAAUAUCAUGCCAUGCCUCCUAUGAAACGUUUCCGAGAUAUGGAGCAGCUCUCAGGUGGCGAGAAAACAGUCGCGGCACUGGCGCUCCUAUUUGCUAUCCACAGCUAUCAACCCAGUCCUUUCUUCGUCCUGGAUGAAGUCGAUGCCGCCCUCGACAACACGAACGUCGCUAAGAUCGCCAACUACAUCCGUUCACAGGCCUCCGACACGUUCCAGUUCAUCGUGAUCAGCCUGAAAGGCUCUCUGUACGAGCGUGGAAACUCGCUAGUGGGCAUCUACCGCGACCAGGAUGUCAACAGCUCACGCACGCUUACGCUGGAUGUGAGUCGCGCACCCCUUUCGCGUGCCCUCUCUAUCUGA